AACAUCGUAGCUGUUUGCUGUCUUUGCUGUCUGAUUUGACUUUUUCAUACGAAAUUCGUAACCGUCGCUUAUUCGCCGAGGUUCGACGUUUCGUACGUGUUUGAUUAUCAAAGUUCGAAAACGUAGUGAAAGACAGUGCGCAUAUUUUGUGCUUCAUCUGCCGUCCAGUUUUCGAAGAUUUCUACGAAAUUUUUAACGCAUCAAAACAACAUGUCUGUGACUACAACCGUGCAACCAGCUACUGAGAGUCUUUCUCGCCAUGGAAGCAACAUUUCUUUGUCUUGCCACAGUUCGUGCGGAAGCGUUGACGAUGGCCUCCAAGGAUCUCAUCCUCAGUAUCAGGAUACAAUCCUUACUAUUGAGGAACUUCGUGCUCAAUUGAAUUCUUGUUUCACAUGUGGAGUUUCGUGGAGCGAAGAACACGUUUCUCUCGAUUGUAGUGAAUGUGGUGGUUAUUCUCUUCAACGACCGUGCCCACUUUGUGACGGACGUUGCCGCACCUCGUGGAAACGCGACCUUACUAUGUCCCAUGCCAGUGGUAAAGCAAGAUGGAUUGGUGAAUGUGGACUGAGUUGCGGACCUUCUAUCGAGGAACCAUUGGUGCCCGCGUUGGAAAAGCUACGAGCUACUUCGUGAACGGUGUUCAACGACGAAUGCAUAGAAAGACGUUGUCGUAUACCGUCAACAAUGCACAAGACUUAAUCCAUCACCACCAUCCAUAUAGUAUCACCCCCACCACCAUUGUGCGAGUUGAAAACGUGUGAAUGUGGAUUCUGGAUGCAUAGAUGAUACAUUAUGUUCCUCAGAAGCAAGAACGGGGACAAAUAACAUCGGACAAUGAAACCGUUCUUUUCCCAUGGCUUCCCGUUUGACGAUGGCAUUACGUUUGAACGAUCCAUUAGUGAAGAAUCUUCUUAUUGUCAGAGCUCUAGCGAUGUUCGCUAUUUUCAUCAUCAUGUAUUAAAACGCCAUCUGGAUUUAAAAAAGCGAAAAAUUACUAUGCGGAAUUUUCGCUAUCGACGAUGCUUCUUGAUAGAUCCAUAAUUAAGAAUAUAAUGCAAUAUGACGUUCGAUAUCUUUGUAUUAUUAUAAAUUUCGAAUCAUAUUUUAUUCGAAAUGUAUAUUAAUUGUUGCGGCAAACUUCGACGCGUAAUUUCAUUAUUUCAA
Apis laboriosa (Himalayan honeybee) is the source of this 1167-nucleotide messenger RNA. It is a transcript of the gene Pino, whose product is annotated as protein pinocchio. The record is from RefSeq and is a predicted model, not a curated record. Lineage: Eukaryota; Metazoa; Arthropoda; Insecta; Hymenoptera; Apidae. Bases 211 to 636 code for a protein of 141 amino acids. The transcript has 5 exons.